Messenger RNA from Durusdinium trenchii, 3381 nucleotides. The record is from the annotation of a GenBank genome assembly. NCBI's taxonomy places the organism in Eukaryota, Dinophyceae, Suessiales, Symbiodiniaceae.
AUGGUCAACCCCGCUGAGAUUGAGGACGUGGAGGCACAGGUUGAUGCAGUGAUGAGCAGUUGGGCCGACAGGCCGAGAGACAAGUGGGUUGUGACAGACAGUGAAGUGACACGGAUUCAUGUCAACCCGCGGACGUCGCUGUUCAGCCCUGCAAGAACUGGAUGCCCAGUGCCGCUCAGUCAGCUCAGCAUGGCUCGCAUGACGAUCAUGGAGUACCAGGACGGCGCCACCGAAGAGCAGUUCACCCCGAACUGGAAGAACAGCCUGGAGGCACAUCGGACCACUCCGAAUGUUUGGACUGGCAAGACGGUGUUUUACAAGCUGCAAGAGCAUGGUGAAGACCAAGAAUUCAACGCCAAGGAUUUCAAUGAUGAAGCACUGUUCCGACUCUUCGACCCAGAGGACGAGUUGGACAGAGAGAUCUUUGGAGACGAAUACGCCUAUCAAGUGAUGGGUGUGGAGCAAGAGAUCGAUGAGAUUGCUGAGGCCUUCUUCGCAGAGGCCACCAACCAAGAUGAUGAGGCAUGGACCCUCGUUGACAGCUUGAGCGAGAUCCCGUUCAAGGAGCCAGGCAGCAGUGAAGAGGAAGAAGAAUCACGGUUCCAGGAGAGCAAUUGUGCUCUCAUCCAUGCUGCAGGGUUUGGCAUCCUUGACACCGGUUGUGGCAGGGGCCUGGUGGGUGCAAACACACUGGACAGACAUGUCGCAAAGCUGAAACAACAUGGUUACGACAUUGUUGAACUGCCGGAGAAGAUGCACACCUUCAGGUAUGGAAAUGGAUCUGCUGACCGGACGGGACGAAGAGUGGAGGUACCAGUCUUCGUGGCAGGCAAAGAACUCCGAGUGCGCCUCCACGUUGUUCCAGGAGAUGUGCCUUUGUUGAUCUCCAAGAGAUUGCUCAAGAGUCUUGGGGCCAUGAUUGACCUGAAUGACAACAAGCUGGUCAUGACCAAGGCAGGUGUGGCGGCAAAGAUCCAUGAGAUGAGUGACAACUCGUAUCAGAUCAAUCUGCUGGGCCUGAAGGCAUCGACCAAGGUCACGUCGCCAGAAGUGGAUGUGAUGCAUGUGGGACCAUUUCAUGAAGAGUCGAGCCACGACGAGGAGGAGGACACGGGUGUAUGCUGCACAUUCAAGGCCAAAGAGCGAAAGCAAGUGAUGGCCAACAUGAGCAGUGUCUUGGCACAAAGUUCGGAACCCUCUCCGACAGUCAUGGAGCUCUUCUCGCCUGGUCGAUUCAAUUCGAUGGCAUCGCAGUUUGGCAUGACUGGACGAGGCGCCUUGGACCUGAGUGUAGGUUGGGAUUGGACUCAGAAGGAUCAUCGUAAGAGAGCUGAAGAGAUCGUAGACAUCAUUAGGCGGGAAUUCCAGGUUGGUGAUGAGGUGGCAAUCUGGCGUCGAGGUGCGAAAGCCAUAGCCCUCUCAACCGAAGAAGGCGAUGAGGAUUUUGUACUGCGCAUGGAUGAUGAAGCCGAUCAUGUCUUGCUUGCUGGAGGUGACAAGGACCCUGACCUCAUGUCACUCAUUAGGCAAGUUCGUUUGAGUAGAAAGACUGCUCUGGAGGUUGAUGCUCAAGCCGGAACGAUCGAUUCCACCAAGGCCGAGUCUGCCGCACAUUUUGUGCGGUCAAGCCCCAUAGAACAGAUGGUCAAAGUGGCCGUUGAGAAGAUUUCGGAAGACGAAAUCCGUUCGUUGUUUGAAUGCAUGGUAAGUAGUGUAGUGAUUGAUGGAGAUGCUUACAGCAAGAACCUGCAGCAAACACGUUCGAUGUGCAAAUCCCGAAUUCCAGCGAAAGAAGUCAACAGCAAGAUCUUUGGUGGUGAGGAUACGACCCUGACCUUCACGUACACGAAGAGCACGAAGAUGAUUCAGGUUCAGGGCAGUGCCACCAUGCUGGACAAGGCCGAAGAGACAUUGAAGAGUGUCUUGGAAGUGUACAAGACAGUGUUGCGCAGUGGGGAGGUGCUCCCCCUUCCAGAAGGCUGCAAUCAAUGGGCCGCUGCAAUCAAGGAGAGCUUGGAUAGCGGAUCCACCUCGAAGUUUUUGGAAAGCCAGGCUGAACAUGUCAAGAGUGAGCCAGGCGUGAAGACUGAAGAGAUCAAGCAAGUGACCUUGGUUCCAAACGACGAGGCUUUUGAAGCAGCUGUGGCCGAUUUGUGCAACGAAGGCGCCCGACGCCUGCACAAUUUUCCGGCAUGGCGCAACAAGUUCUUGUAUUUUAUGUUGCAGGAAUUUAAUGCUUCCACGGAUCAGGUUUUGACCCUUUCCGAAUUGACGGAUCUCAUGGAAGAACCCAUGGAUCAGUGGUCAUUCGAAGAGCCUGUCCAUGAAGCAAGGUGUGCUGUCAUCACCUUGGGUGGUAGCUAUGGUGGGAUGCUGGUCGCUUGGUUCCGGCAGAAGUAUCCACACCUCACAGCGGGUGGCAUUGCCUCUUCGGCACCCAUCGACUUCUAUCCUCGCGACGGGCGGCAAAGAGCCUUCUGGGAGGCAACGAUGCACAGCUUCAGCAAGUUUGGGAGCGCCACAUGCCCAAGUGAGUUGAAGACAGCCAUGGAAAAGCUGCAAGAGAAAACGCAAAGCUGUGAAGGCCGAGAAGAAAUCUCUAAGGCUUUAGGAUCUUGUCAGCCUUUGCACAAUGAAACUUCAGCUGGCAGCAAAGUGGACUUCUUCAUUCGUGGUGUUGCCUCCACGCUGGCCAUGUUGGACUAUCCUGUAGCCACCAACUUCUUGACCCCGCUACCAGCCAACCCGGUGAAAGUCGUUUGUGAGGGCUUGGGGCAAAGCCCCGAUGCCUUGUCAGGCUUGCGCAGUCUCCUGGACCUUUUCCUCAAUACCUCUCACGGUUAUCGCUGCUAUGAUUUUAUGGCCGAAAUGGUUGGGCGUCCCACUCAGGGAGACUUAGAGGGCCCUGUGAAGCCACCAGAUAUGGGACACUGGCAGUACCAAGCCUGCAAUGAGAUGCCCAUGCAGUCUUUGACCAGUGACGGCAUGGGUUUCUAUCCCGCAUCCGAUGAUCAGCUUCUAGAGGUGGCUGAGAGUUGCGAAACACGAUAUGGCUUUGCUCCUCGGACCUUUUGGCUUCCGUUGAGCUUUGGCGGGAGCAACUUGCAAGUGGGCCAACUGCUUUUCACCAAUGGAGAGAAAGAUCCGUGGCGUGUGGGGGCUCCCAAGGCUGAGAAGCUCUCAGAGGGACUUGACAUUGUUCAACAUUUGAUUUCAGCUGGAGCUCAUCACGAGGACCUGCGCUUUGAUGCUGAUCCUCCUAAGGCACCGGUGUCGGCGGCCAAGGCGCAAGCGCUGGCGAGCAUGAAGCGUUGGACUGCUCGCUGGACACGUUCGGAACGCGCCGAACGCAUCCGGAGCACUGAGGCUCUUUUUGCUUAA